Molecule: messenger RNA, 1639 nt
Organism: Cyprinodon tularosa
Lineage: Eukaryota; Metazoa; Chordata; Actinopteri; Cyprinodontiformes; Cyprinodontidae
Product: E3 SUMO-protein ligase ZBED1-like
Exons: 2
Coding region: 343-1260 (305 amino acids)
Molecular function (GO): protein dimerization activity
Source: RefSeq, a predicted model, not a curated record
UGGCUGUUAAAAUCUGCAAUCCUGAUUACGACGAGCAUUUCUGACAGACACACCGCCGACAACUUGGCUGAGAAGCUGAAUUAUAUAGUGGAGACUUGGGGACUUUCCGGCCGCGUUAUAGCAUGUGUCCACGACAAUGCUAGGAAUAUUGUCCAAGCGAACAAUCCUACACGAGUCAGCUGGAAAUCAGUAGCGUGUUUCGCGCACACCCUGAAUCUCGCUGUAAAUGAUGGUUUUGCUUCUGCUGGGGUAGACAGAGCAAUUGCGGCAGCGGGAAGGUUGGUCAAACAUUUCCACCACAGCACAAUCGCAACCAAAGCCCUGGAAGAAAAGCAACACCAAAUGUCGCUUCCUCCGCAUCGCCUCAUUCAAUCCUGUAAAACCAGGUGGAAUUCAGUCUGCGACAUGUUUGAGCGCCUGGUUGAACAGCGAUGGGCUGUGUCAGCCGUGCUAUCAGACCGAUCCGUGACAAAACUGGCAGAUGCGAGGACGCUGGAGUUGAGAGACGACUACUGGCAGCUAAUGGAAGAUAUGGCACCCGUGUUGGGAACAUUGAAGUGUGCAACUACGGUGAUGUCUGCGGAGUCGGAGGUGUCAAUCUCAAACACGUACCCCAUCACGUUCAGUCUAAUCAACACUCACCUCAGCGCUUCAGACGAGGACAGCCCCAAAGUCGCAGACUUCAAGGAAAAAGUGCGAGAUUCGCUGGGCGAGCGCAUGAAGAUUCAGUCUGAUGACCUCAACACAUCCACCCCUAUGAUCGCAACAAUGCUUGACCCUCGUCACAAACACCUGGGAUUUCUUCCUCCAGCUACCAGGAAGUCAGCUCAUUCCAUGCUGCUUCAAAUGGCUACAGCCGAACGCGACAGCAUCACUGCAGGUGCCGCCACCGCUGGAGACGACGGUAACACUGUCCAUACAGGGCCUCAGCGACAUGGGGCUAAGCCUACAUCUGCUAUGAGUUUACUUCUGGGUGAAACCUAUUCCGAUGCCCGCAAAGAUGACGUGGAGAGUGAAGUGGAUAUGUACUUAAAGGACCCUCCUGCACCACUUGAGUCGAGCCCCAUGUGCUGGUGGAAAGUGAAUGAAAGGAGGUUUCCGACACUGGCAACACUAGCAAAACGGUAUUUGUGUACGCCAGGCACAUCAGUCCCCUCUGAGCGUGUGUUUUCAGUAGCUGGGCUCACUGUAAACAGGCUACGUACACGCCUUACCCCAGAGCACGUUAACAUGCUAAUUUUCUUGAACAAAAAUAUAUAGAACCUAGGCCUAGGUCAAGUUGUGAUGUUCCACAUUUCAGUUAGGAGAGGGUAAUAUUGAAUCACCACUUUAUUUGAUUGUUCUGGUUUGAGGCCCUGUAAUGUUAUGCUAUGUUGUUGUGUUCAGUGACCCUGUGAACGUUUCAUUCUGUUUUGCUGUAACCCUAUACAAACUGAGGUAGAAAUAUGUUGUGGAUGUUUCAUUUUAGGAUUGUUGAGGAUUACCCAAUUAAUAGCCUAUGCAGUUUCUUUCUAACCUAUAGGCUCAAUAAUAUUCUGUUUGGCUCUCUAUUUAAUUUCUUCUAUUCUCUUUUUAUGUCUGUUUCAAAUGCAAGAACUGAGCCAGGUUUUUUUUAAAUUAAAGAUUUUGUUUUACCUUA